AGAUUCAAGUUUUAGUUUAUCCCUUUCCAUUCGUAAUUCUGUUGUUGUUAUCUGUGCCAUACCUGCACGCCUCCAGAAUUGUUCCAAAUUCCGAAUAUUAUCUAUAACCUAAAUAGUAAAAUAUAAAACCUCAUAAACAUGCGAGGCUUAAUUAUGAUUUUUCUUUUGACGCUAGUCAAAAUUGCACUAUGCGCAGAACUACAAGAAUCAAAGGAUACAAACGGCUUAAAGAACAAUUAUCAGGAUAAAGUACUUCGUCCCAGGAGGCAGGUUCUUGUAGGAGGAAUUAUAGGUCCGCAUGGCGCAAUCGGUGGUGUUUUGACUCCUGGGGCUAUAGGCGCUGAUUACAAUGGUGGUAAAUAUAGGAAGUAUAAGGGUUACCGACCACGUUAUCCUCCAUAUCCGCCAUAUUCUCCUUCCGGUGGUUAUAGUCAAAAUUAUAAUCAGUACAAAGACAAAGAGUACUAUACUCGUGGCUCGGACUAUGCUGAUUAUGAUGACGUAGAUUAUGGCCAUCGUAACGAAAAUAAUGAUUACUAUCACAAGUAUGAUAAUCAAAACCAGUAUUCUAAUAAUGGUAACCAGUAUCAUGGACCAAGCAGUCAUGCUUCUGCUGCUGCGGGUGGAUUUGUAUUUCCUCAUAAAUAUCAACACAGACCAAGCUAUAGUAAUAGUGGUAGCCAUGCUUCUGCUGGUAGCGUUAGUUUUCCUGGCGGAAGUGCAAGUUUCGCUUCCGCUUCGUCUUCGUCAUCCUCCGGUUCCUAUGGUCUGUGGACAGCGAGAAAAUGAAAUACGUACUUCAACAGAUUCUUAAACAACACGGUUAAUUAUUUAUUGUUAUUUGAGUGUAUUUAAUUUUGUACUGUUUGCAAAAAAAAAUUAAAAUGCUGGCAU
Cephus cinctus (wheat stem sawfly) is the source of this 894-nucleotide messenger RNA. RefSeq lists its product as uncharacterized. Bases 139 to 789 code for a protein of 216 amino acids. NCBI's taxonomy places the organism in Eukaryota, Metazoa, Arthropoda, Insecta, Hymenoptera, Cephidae. The record is from RefSeq and is a predicted model, not a curated record. The transcript has 4 exons.